Molecule: messenger RNA, 726 nt
Organism: Grosmannia clavigera kw1407
Lineage: Eukaryota; Fungi; Ascomycota; Sordariomycetes; Ophiostomatales; Ophiostomataceae
Product: pyrimidine nucleotidase
Exons: 4
Coding region: 1-726 (241 amino acids)
Biological process (GO): pyrimidine nucleobase metabolic process; nucleotide catabolic process
Molecular function (GO): nucleotidase activity
Source: RefSeq, a predicted model, not a curated record
AUGGGAGACACGGCGAUUCCCUCUGGAGAGGCGCAGCCUCAGUCGGCGAAAAAGGUGUUCUUCUUUGAUAUUGACAACUGUCUUUACCCAAAGAGUGCCAAGGUACAUGACCGCAUGGCCCAGCUCAUCGACCAGUACUUUGCCAAACACUUGUCCCUGCCCUGGGAUGAUGCCGUACGCCUGCACAAGGAGUACUAUCAGAACUACGGCUUGGCUAUCGAGGGCCUAGUGCGCCACCAUCAGAUCGACCCGCUUGAGUACAACGCAAAGGUCGACGAUGCGCUGCCACUCGAAGGCAUAAUCAAUCCUAACCCCCAGCUUAGAAGGCUGCUGCAGGACAUCGACCGCAGUCAGGUACGGCUGUGGCUGUUCACUAACGCUUAUGUCACGCAUGGGCGGCGUGUUGUGCGACUGCUCGAAAUCGAGGACCAAUUUGAAGGCAUUACGUACUGUGAUUAUUCCAAGACGCCACUUGUCUGCAAGCCGCACGAGGCGGCUUUUGACAGGGCUAUGAAGGAGGCAGGGAUCCAGAAUGCAGAAGACUGCUAUUUUGUCGACGACUCCUAUUCGAACUGCCAGAGCGCACAGGCGCUAGGAUGGACGGCCGCACAUCUUGUUGAAGACGAUGUCACGCCGCCAAAGACUCAAGCGUCAAAGUUUCAGAUCCGCCACUUGGAAGAUCUGCGAACAGUGUUCCCGCAGCUUUUCAAGCCAGUGCCCAUCUGA